This is a messenger RNA of Cylicostephanus goldi, 1290 nucleotides long. NCBI's taxonomy places the organism in Eukaryota, Metazoa, Nematoda, Chromadorea, Rhabditida, Strongylidae. The record is from the annotation of a GenBank genome assembly.
UCGCCAAAAAUUUUUGUGGGUGGGUUCAAUGUGAAUGAAAAAGAAGCUGAAGAGAACGAAGAAGAAAUCGAUGAAAUGAUGUUUCUCGACGAUUCGGAGAUCGCUGUUGACAAUGCCUUGCUACAUAUAAUUCUCACAGGGAUUGGCGAUGAUACGGCUGGAGUCCGCAAAUACUCUCUCAUGGCACUGCAAGUUUUCUUUUCUUCUCUAGAGCAACCUAACGAAGUCGCGAAUGCUGUGGAGUGUGUGAAAGACCGUUGUUUAGACAGCUCUUUGAUGGUAAGGAAGCAAGCAGCGGAAGUACUUAGCUAUCUUUUCAGCACAUCGUCGCAACAUUGGUGUGCCGUUCUUCCCAUGGUUAACGAUAGUGAGCAAAGUGUUCAACAGUUAAUCUCGCAGACUGUAACGGUGGAACCCCAGAAGGCUGUAUCAGCAUGGUAUGCUCUUGAAGAUGACGAUCAAAACAGUAGAGUUCGCUAUGUAACGCAAGUGCUCGCGAGAGGUUCUGCUAGUAUCACAAAAAAUGACAAGAAAAGCCUGAUAGAUGACUUCGAAGACAAGAUCGCUAAUUUUAGAAUUCACGCGCCAAACAUCUCCUCCGCUUAUUGUUGUCUCGCUGAAUUGUUGGAUGGUGUUCGAGAAGAAGGCACAGGAAAAAAUAGGCUCAGAAAUUUCGGUAAACAUGUAUUGAAUACUUGCCGCUUGAAAAUCCGUGAGUCCCUUCUUGCAAUAGAGGAGGAAUUAGAUGAAGGAAACAAUCAAAGUUUAACGCUUCGCGAAAUCCUUCUGAUUCGUAUGGUCGUCACGAUUGGGGAGGUAGUCCAGCUAUCUCCGGAACUCAUGCGCGCGGGCCUUCGUCACUUUGACGCACUGAAAACAGUGUUGGCUUCCGACAUUUUCAACGAUGACGAACUUCCGGUUAUCAACUCUGCUGUUCCAUCAAUUGCUCCUUCGCCGUCUUCCUCUCGCGCUCCUUCACCAGCUCCAUCUGUUGUAGUAAGUUCUGAAUAUAAUGGGAAGAGUGGGCCAGUGAUUCCUCAGCAUAUUGUCAAAGAGGCUAUGAGUAACCGACGCCCGCUCCUCACGGCCCCUGUGCGAGCAUACGCUGUUUGCACCAUAGGGAAGUUUUGCUUAAUGGAUGAGAAAAUUGCAAAGGCUACAAUUCCUGUAUUCGUCAAGCAGUUGAAGUUGAAUCCUGACCAUGUGAUCAGAAACAAUAUAGCGAUGGUCGUUUGCGAUCUGUGCAAAAGGUAUUUGAUAGUUUAUCAGUAUCUUUCGCAUAAGUUGUAA